Spodoptera frugiperda (fall armyworm) is the source of this 3397-nucleotide messenger RNA. RefSeq names its product vesicle-associated membrane protein 7 (gene Vamp7). Lineage: Eukaryota; Metazoa; Arthropoda; Insecta; Lepidoptera; Noctuidae. Gene Ontology annotation, biological process: vesicle fusion; exocytosis. The record is from RefSeq and is a predicted model, not a curated record. The transcript has 4 exons. Gene Ontology annotation, molecular function: SNARE binding; SNAP receptor activity. Gene Ontology annotation, cellular component: SNARE complex; membrane. Bases 270 to 926 code for a protein of 218 amino acids.
GAGCGAGUCGUCAAAAAUUAUUUACAGAUUUGACGUGUUCCGUGUAUUGUACACUGCGUGCAUUGUUUUUCUCGAUUUAUUACUUGCUUUACAUUUAAAACUAAAGUCUAAUUUCAAAACAUUGCAUUGUAAUCAUAACGUAUUUGAACAAUAAUAUUCAUCGAUAAUUAAAUAAGUGCAUAAUUUUGUGUGUGAAAGUUAAUAACUCGGGUCGUUUUAUCCUUUGUUUAAUAAAUCCACCGACGUAGUAUAGUUGAAGAAUAUUCAAGAUGCCUAUAUUGUUUAGUGUCGUUGCCCGGGGUACAGUGCUUCUAGCUAAAUAUGCGUCGUGUGCUGGAAAUUUCACAGAAGUUACGGAACAACUUCUGUCGAAGAUACCUCCACAUGAUGAUAAGUUGACAUACUCUCAUGGAAAUUUUCUGUUUCAUUACAUUGCGGAAAACAAAUUGGUUUAUUUCUGCAUCACUGAUGAUAAAUUCCAACGUUCGAGAGCAUUCUUAUUCCUAAAUGAGAUCAAGAGGAGAUUUACGACGGCGUUUGGCGACACAGCCCAGACAGCCAUACCUUAUGCUAUGAAUGGUGAAUUUGCCCGAGUGCUAGCAACCGAGAUGAAACAUUACAGUGACUCUAAAGACUUGGACACCAUAUCUAGAGUCCACGGAGAGCUGGAUGAACUCAAGAACAUAAUGGUUAAAAAUAUUGAUACUAUGGCGAUGCGCGGGGAGAAAUUAGAAUUACUAGUGAAUAAGGCAGACAAUUUAGCAACUGGUUCUGUCUCCUACCGCAACACAUCGAGAACGCUGCAGCGGUCCCUGUUCUGGAAAAAUGUGAAAAUGUAUGUCAUAAUGGGAGGAGUCGCAGCCCUAGCUGUAUACCUGGUCGGAGCAAUGGCUUGUGGCGGCCUCAAGUGGGGCAACUGCGUCUAAUCUACACAUAAACAUGUACAUACAUUUAUAAUACUAGAACAACACAUCAAUGGUACCACUCGCCAUUCAUAUCUCUAUUUCGUACCCUAUAAGAGCGAUAUUCGAAAUGCAAGUUUUACCAUUGACGUACGACAAUCAAACGUAUCAACAUUAAAAACGACAUUAAAUUAAUUCCGAUAUACUUUUGAAACGUUAUUGUUCUAACUAGUGUCGAAUUAUUCCCUUAUCAUAGUUUGUAAUUUUACCGGGAAUUCAAUAGUGGCUUUAAGUCAUGUUUUAUUUAUUGUAGAAAACAGGGUUAAAAAAAUAGCUGCGUCAUUCUUUUUGCCAAUUUGUAUCAAAUGCCAUUUUUCAACCGAUUGCAAAAACUGAUAUCUCUAUCAGUUUUUAUUACUAUGAAAUCACUACUACAUUUUAUCGGUAAGGUGACUCUUCUCGUCCUUACUAGAAUAUUUCAUAUUAUAUAAUCGCGUCAGUUAUUUGUAAUCUGAUAUCAUUACACAUGUACGUCUAAAUUAGAGAUAGCCGAGUAGGAAAACCUUCAUCCGUAUUUAUGGCAGUCCCAACCCAUUUAUGGUCCAUUUAAUCUUUAUCUAAACGAUUAGAGAUAAACAUUUGAUAAGAACUUUGCAAAUAUAUUUAAUUUAAUUAUUUUUUAUGGAAUACAAAAAAAAUAAAAAUAAACAAGGUCGUCGUCCGUUUGCGUUAUAUCGUGCGUCUGCGUCAUUCGAGUUAUUGAUUUUAAAUUUGUUCUUCAAUGUUUUUACGCAUUUCAUUUACUUAAAUAAUGCGUUCCGCGAAACAUACUACUAUGAUAUUUUUUUAUAAUAAUUUGGGAGUAAAAUCAUAGCCGGAUCUCAUAAGAAUUUUACAUGUAUUGCGUGGAAUUCCUUAUUCUUCAAAAGCAAUUAAGAAGACUGGCUGAUAAGAAAUUAGUUUGCGCGGGAAGAAAGUUCUAGAAAAGUAUUUUUGGAAGAAAAAAAAUGCAUUAUGGUAGAAAAGUGAAAUACAGCAAUUUGUUUAACGAUUCCAAAACACAUGAUAAUGUUGUACUUAUAAUAUUGAUAGUAGGUAUAUGGAAAAAUAUCGGUAUUUGAAAUGCCAUUUUCGACAACAAUUUUGCCAAACAUCUGUUUAAAUAUAAAUAAUUUAUUAAUAUAUUCAAUGAAUUAUAUUUACAUUGUUAUUCAGCAUUUUUUUUUGUCUUGUUGCUUGCCCGACUAUACCUAUUAUUUAUGUUUUAUCUUGUUAACUUGAAGGUCAUAUUUCUUUAGGACAUUUCCUUUUUUUUUGUAACAAAUACUUGUGACGGAUAACGCGCUCUCCGAUAUUUUGUUUUUUGUUAUUCCGAAUUUAAAAUUUAUUCAAGCUAUUAAGAACUGGUUUAUAGAACACAUUUCAAACCAGUGUUAGAAUUAUUUCCAUGAUGUUUUAAAAAUGUUCCAUGUUCAAAAUAUUUGGUCUUUGCACUGUUGAGUGUGUGCAGCCCAAUUCACUGUUUGUUCACACAUGUUUUUAUAUUAAAAUAAGUAUCUAUUUGCCAAUGUAAAAUUCCAGUUCAGCCUAAACUACUAUGGGCUUACUAAAACUGACUAUUUAGUCAUUUUGUCUUAGAAAAAGUAAAAUGCAAUAAUCUGACGAAGACUAAAGCUUUAUCUGUCUUAUUUUGUGUUGUUUCAAAUUCUUUAUAGUAAAAUAUUAAUUAUUUAGAAUAAGAUCAUACCAAAAUAUUGAAAAAAAUUAAAUAUUCAUGUAUAUGUAGGUCCCUAUAAUAAAUAUCAAUUGUCGUUGAUUUUUGAUAAUGAUAAAAAAUGUUAGUAUUGUACUAGGUUAAUAUGUUAGGUAAUAUUUAUGAAUAAUUCCACACCUGUGUGAUAUCUGGAGAGAUGGAAACUGUUUUCAUGUUAAAUUAAUUAUGUUUAACGACUUCAUCACAUAACUGUUUGACGAGGUAACUCGACUGGUCUCAAGCUACUCUUAGGUCUCAUAUUCGUGAGCAGUAUUGCGCGAUUAACGAUCUUGCUAAUGUCGCGCAGCCCACUGACAGUUACCAACAUAGUUAAUUUAAUAUGUUUCACGAGAGUUUAAAUACAAAAAUGUUUUCAUGUUAUUUCCAAAUAAUUUAUUUUUCUUAUAUUUAAAAUUCCAGAAUUCCGAAAAUAUAAUUGAAUAUAUUUCCAUCCAAGAAAACAAUAAUUAAAUUACUUAUAUAACUAUUGUAUCGUAUACACAACUGAUAUUAAUCAAGGCAUGCGUUUAACAUGAUUAUGUCUACGUAGAAGAACUAUUAUAAAUAAUAAGCUCAGCAUGUAUCUCGAGUCUAGCAUAGUGUUCCGUAUACUACACCAAACAUGUAAACACUUGUUUUAAUAAAGACUAAAAGUAUUGUGAUAUUGAGUGUAUAAUUGAAUUAUGUAAGUAUAAUAAUUUGUUUGAUAUGUAUAGAGAUAUGUUAUAAACUUUAUAGGCUA